Molecule: messenger RNA, 1371 nt
Organism: Equus caballus (horse)
Lineage: Eukaryota; Metazoa; Chordata; Mammalia; Perissodactyla; Equidae
Gene: GPATCH11
Product: G-patch domain containing 11
Cellular component (GO): kinetochore
Molecular function (GO): nucleic acid binding
Source: RefSeq, a predicted model, not a curated record
GAAGCGCAGGAGGCCGCCGCAGGCCUCGGCAGGGUCACUCGGGCUGUCAACUCCAGGAGGCGGCAGCCUGGAACCGAGCCCGGCGCCUGAAAAGGGAAGAUGCUCACUACGAACUCGAUUUUCCUCCCCAGCCUUCUGAAAAUGUACGAGCAGACAGGGGUGUGAGUGGGUGUCAACGGCCAUGCUUUGACGGCGGACGGGAACGGCCUCACCUCCUAGUCUGCCAGGAGGCGACCAGCUGAGCUCCGCAGCCAGAAGCAGCCGCCGAGGGACCCGGAUGCCCCGCCUCUCUCACUCUAGCCGGCAGGAAACGAGGGGACAGCGCGUGCGCAGAAGGCUGGUCUUGCGCAAGCGCACUAACCACGUCCUCCUAGCCCCGCCUGCCGUAGAUUUUGUAUUGAUUCCGCACAGGGAAACACCGGCGGGAGCCGAGGCCCAGAAGUCUUGCGCAGAUACUGUUGCCAUAUGAAGUUGAACAUGGCAGAAGACGACGACUAUAUGUCUGACGUCUUCAUUAAUGUCCAAGAAGAUAUCAGACCAGGAUUGCCAAUGCUGAGGCAAAUCCGAGAAGCCCGUAGAAAAGAAGAAAAGCAACAGGAAGCUAAUUUGAAAAACAGGCAGAAGAGUUUAAAAGAAGAAGAGCAAGAAAGACGUGACGUUGGGUUGAAGAAUGCCCUAGGCUGUGAAAACAAAGGGUUUGCUUUGCUCCAAAAGAUGGGAUAUAAAAGUGGUCAGGCCCUUGGCAAGAGUGGAGAUGGUAUUGUUGAACCAAUUCCUCUCAACGUCAAAACAGGGAAAAGUGGCCUUGGGCAUGAGGCAUUAUUAAAACGGAAAGCAGAGGAAAAAUUAGAAAGCUACAGAAGAAAGAUUCACAUGAAAAAUCAAGCUGAAGAAAAAGCUGCAGAACAAUUUCGAAUGAGACUUAAAAGUAAGCAAGAUGAAAUGAAGCUAGAAGGAGAUCUUAGAAGAAGCCAGCGAGCCUGUCAACAGUUGGAUACUCAGAAGAAUAUUCAAGUUCCCAGGGAGGCAUGGUACUGGUUGAGGCUUGAGGAGACUGAAGAAGAGGAAGAGGAAGAAAAAGAACAAGAUGAAGAUGAAUAUACGAGUGAAGAUUUAAGUGUACUGGAAAAAUUACAAAUAUUAACAAGUUAUUUAAGAGAAGAGCAUCUGUAUUGUAUUUGGUGUGGAACAGCCUAUGAAGAUAAAGAAGACCUGUCUUCAAAUUGCCCAGGACCAACUUCGGCAGAUCACGACUGAGAUUAUUCUCAAUAAAGUAGAAACUUGGAAAAUGUUAUUGUUUCCUAAAGAUAGACAAUUGAGCUGUUAGAAUUCCCCAAUUUUUGAUGCCAGUAAAGAAAGAGGGGCUUUGUA